UCGACACAGGGCCGUCGUUGUCGCCGUAGGAGUGAUUGUCGAGCCGAUACGUCGUUAUUGUACGCUUCCUGCUCGCUCCUCGAUCUGCGGUCCGCUCGUUCUAGAUCCAAGUGACAGGGCUGCCGAUCUCCAAGUAGUCUCCUACUCUCCAACAGCGUAGUGCGUGUCUGUGCACGAGCAUAAGUUGUAUGCUCCUCUUACGAAAGUGUUUUCUAUUAUAUGCAUAAUAGUACCGUAGAGAGAGAACGCAAUAGGGGCAAUAGUGAGGCAUACAGCUGAUCUUGUUUGCCGAUUCGUUUUUUUCGCAAAUACUAGCUGCGGUAACGGUAAGAGCGGCGACACGUAAAGUUAACGACGUGACUGAGUGACGAUCAACACCCGACAGGCAACAGUGCGCUUGCAAUGUUGUCCGGCGACAACAAAAUCCGCCACUUUUAUGUCGCCACCGUACACAUAACACACGGAGUUUGUGUGACCGAGGAACAUGUAACAACAGCGUUAGAAUGUUGAGGCAUCAUAUGGAAGGUGUGACUGAGAGAAGUCGGCUUUUUCGUUCGAAGUAGUGUCGAAACCACCCCACCACCGCCGUCAGUUGGUUCGAUUCUCAUGCGGGGCCUCGCAUGUUAUCUGUGUUGUCCUGUUCCAGUAUGAGUGCACUGUCACUAUAUUAAAGUUGCGACAAUGGUUUCCAGCCUAUGCAUGAGCCAGCUUUCCUCAGCUCUAGACGGUGUGGUUUGCAGAUUGUUGGCGGACAAAUUCGUCGACUGAAAGAAACGGCUAUAAUUUCUUGUCGUCGUUUAUAUUAUCGUCGUCGUCGACGCCGCGAUUUGCCUGUCGUCGUUGCGGAUCAGCAUGACAACGAUUUUGGCCCGUUGCUGAAAGUAGGCUUUUAGCAACUAGCUGAUACUUCAGGCUUGAACUACCUAUACGUAAUAAUAUAACACGGCAGAAACGAUAAUACCCUAUUUCAAGUAGACACCAGCCUAAACUCGCUACUGGAACAAACGUUGGAGUAUCUUUGUGUCCGAUGAGGCCAGCCGAACCGAUGAUACUUCGACCUCGAAUCUAACAUAUCGAGUGCAACAUAUUAUAGGAAAUAUAGAGAAGGAGAAAAGAAGUCGGUGUGCAUUCUUUUUUGCUUCGUUCUUGUCGUCAGGAAUUGUCGGUAGUUCACUGGUUGACCCGCGUACUUUUUGACUCGGCCGCGGUCUUAAACAGCGGUGCUACCGUCAGUAGUGAACUGUGUGCUAAAUACGCUGGUGUUGUUCUAAGCGCUUCCGUUCUAGCGAGUCCUGUGUUGACGGCAACGAUUCUUGUUGCAGCGCCGACAACGACACCGACGACACGACGGAGCAGAACGGAACGAAUGGGAGCGACAUCGUCCACGGGUCCACGGAGUUAACGACGUCUACAAAUGCGACGGAAACAGCGAUCGUAGGAAUGGUCCGUCGCCGGAGGGAGAGAAGAAAUGGUCAAGAAGUCCUUUUCAACGUUGUUGUUUAUUCGUAUCUAUUGAUGAUAGGAAAAUGAGGAGGAACCCCUCAACGAAGAAUGCCCAGAAAUACGAACUACACUAAAACAGUCGCUGAGACGACAAACGUAGGCGAAAGAAACAGAAUCAACUAACUAACAAAACACGGACGACCACUUCGGAGAUAAGAAAGUAGAAACCGCCGAACAGAAACUGACUGAGUUAAUAGGUAGGUCGACUUAGAUCUGGCUGUAUCUCGUGUCGGUGUAAAAUUAGCCCCAGUACCUCCCCGUAUGGUGUGUAUCGGACAAUGUGUACGUAAAAGGAUGGUUCAAAGGAGAUCAGCAAAAGUCUUGGGCCGGAAAGAAUAUAGAAGAAACAUCUUAUUCUAUUUUUGCCAGCAUAGCCUCCAGCACACGGUAGGCGGUCAGAAAUGGCGGAAAAAUGAAAAAGGAGUUGAAGCACAGAGAGUUGGCAUAGGAGCUCCGUGUGGUCUGAAAGAAAGACCCAGGCCCGGGUUUAACUCCAGAAAAAUAAUCGGCUCGCUGUCUCGUUGAAUGUGCCUGCUUUAGGAGUUAACGUUGAUUUCGAUUGUUUUUGUUGUUAUUGUUAUUUUUAUUGUGAUCGUUUUGGGUGUGCAUGCGACUACACAGACAGGCACCAGACGCUAGCAUUAUUUGGCUAACUGGUCGAUUACUGUCGUGCCGCAGAAUCGGUCUGCUGCUACAACAGCAAUUGGAUUUGGUGACGAACGAAGAGAAAAUGGGGUCGAUGCAGCCUUAUCGUUGUAGUGUUUUCCCCCAAUGGGUGAUGAUCACAUUGUGCUGAACCGCUGUGUUAUGUUUUCGGUAAGCGCCUGUGGUGGACUGGCUUCGCUAUAGCUUCUGCAGUUUGUGGGAGUCCUACGUGCAACUGCAGGAACUUGUGGGAGCCUAUGCUUAUGCAGACCUACGUAUAAACCUGUGGAAACGUUGCUGGCCUACAAGAAGGUGGGCUGAGGGGGCAGGCAACGUGAGCUUUCUAUAAGUGCGUUUGUGUAUUUGUUUGCAACUUUCCCAAUCAACGCAUUGGAAGACGAGUUGUCUCAACAGGGUUUUCAGAAGAAAAUGGAAAGGCGAAGGAAUACAAAUAAGGUGCAGAUAUCGUGUCCUAUCCCGACACUAGCUUCCUGUUGUCCUCAGGUACCCCGUGCUGAUCGUAUUUGACUCUGAUUAAAUCACAAACAAAGCCGGAAGCAUCUCAAAUAGACAACUCCACGCGAAAGGGGAGGACGUUUAGCCUAACUACGAGCCUUUCAGGCCGCAAACCUCUGCCACAGCGGAGGCCAUGCGGCCCGCCGUUCAAGACAUCGCUCACCAAUGGAGGUAGACCGGUUGCCCGACGGGCGGGCGCUAGUGGCGCUCUCAUUAGCGGAACUUCGUGAGGCGUGUGGCACUCGAGGUCUAAGCAAGGGAGGGUCUAGGAAAGACCUUUCUGACCGCCUUAAACUUAGACUUGAGCUUGAAAAACUUCGCGAGGAAUCCACGCGAAAAGCCAAGGCAAAAGAGGAUGUUGUGCCUAAUAUUGGUUUGCAGGACACAGCCGUUGGCCAGUCCGACAUCGUUCGGCAGUACCUCGAGGCGCAACAGCGCCGGUUGGAGUUGUUCGCCCAACAUGGUCAGACGGGCGGCCAGCCACAACAGGUACAGAGUUUCCAGGCCACGGCAAACGCAACAGCAGUUACAGCAGCGGAACACGUAUCUGCUACAGCAGCGAGCGCCGCCGCCGGUCAGUACAACCACACUCAAUCCCCUGGUAGCUACGAGCACAAGAGCCCCAAGGGCGUCACCGACGGUCGAUCGGCCGCUGGCGUUACUAAUGCGAAAACUAAGGGUAUUACUACUCGAAAAAACAAAAGUACUGUUGCGGCGACAGAGAGUUCUUCGACAGCUUAUCGAGGCGCCCUAGGCACAUCGUCUAUAGGUACCACCAAAGACGCGACCCUAACGGAUGGUGGUCACGCAGCUGCUCAUUCGGGUGUUAAAUCUGGGAAAGCAACACGUUCGCGAACGGCAAGCAGUAAUUUUCAUAAUGCUAUGGCCGUCAGUAAAUUUGAUAUGCUACCGUCGCCGACGAAGAAGACACGUCUCGGGUCGACACUUCCGUCAGCGCCUGCGUCAGGGACAGGAACGGCGACAUUAGGGAGCGUCGUGCGAGAAGACCAACUGGUGUCUUCAUUGUCUGCAUUGCAGACGACGAAACGACGGCGAGGCGUUGUGCAGCCACCUGCUACGAUCUCGAAAACUGAGCCCGUCACGGCGGUGAAAAGUAGUCCUCGAAUGACAAAGAUUACUACCAAUCAGGCGGAGCAACAGCGCGUUGCAACAGUACAACCAAAGCCUGUUGUCGAGCCAGUGAUUACGCUGCCUGUUCAGGGGGCCACACCAGUUCCUAUGAAGCGAGGUCGUGGGCGACCUAGGAAAAACGCAGUUCUUUCCUCAGUGGCGCCACAAUUAUCACCAACAGCGUCAGCCCCUACCAUCUCAAUUGCGCGUGAAGCGCCAGCAGAUCGACCCAUUACGGAACAACCUGUUCCAAUGGAUCAGGUCGAACCGGUAGUGAAGUCGGGCAGCAGUUCUGCGACUACUAGCAGCAGUUUACGAGAUAGGGGUAAAGAUAAGGAGCGAACGUUAGCCGAUGAGACAAAGACGCUCAAGCUGGCGAAAAUUACUCAAAGUGGACAGGAAGAGCGGACGAGUCGAAAUGCGACAGUGGCAGGAGCGUCGACGAUCGCAACAAAAAGUAAUGGGAAAAUAAAGUUGGAUAAAAGCCCGUCCAUCGAGUCUGUCAAGGCAUUGAAGGACAAGGCGCAAGAUGUGGCGAAGCCUCCCAAAGAGAUUUUUGCCAGCAAAAGGACGGAACGAACGACAAAUCGAGCCGAUAAUCAGAUAGAAUCAAUAUAUAAGGAGACCAAGGAGGGCCGACCGACGCGAGGAAAGCGUCUCAGAUCUCAGGACGAUGUGACUGCAGCGACUCCGUGUACUGGCGGCGGCGGCGGCGGCGGCAGCGGCGGCGAGCCGAACAAGAAGCUCAAUAAAUCGAACCGCCAUAACAAAGACAAGGAUGUUAAAAGUACUGUAGUGGUUACGGCAAUAAAAAGUGUGCCCGCUUCGGCACAAGAAAAACUCACCGAUGAGGAUGCCGCUGCUCAGGAGAGUCUGCCUGUAGACGAUCCAAUCGAAGCGGCUCUUCUGGCCCUUCACGGUGGAUGUGACGACCCUGCACUUCCGACAGCAGCUGAGCAUCAGCCGUCGUUACAAGUACGACAAGAAGCAGCACUGGCACCCCCAACUUCCGCACUAUCCCGGCCCGGCAAGGGUCGUGGUGGGGCGCUUCGCGAGAUGAGGAAUCAGGCGUCCUCCACUGAGCGAGCACCGGCUAAUACAAAAGCACUGCCUGAAGCUGCCUCGGAGUCUUCCUUGUCUACCUUACCUGUUUUGCCUGAUGUUUCGUCGCCAGAAAGAACUGAGAAGAAAACGAGUCCAAGUGCUACGACGUUUACGAAGGAAACAUCCAGUUCUUAUGACAUUAAGGAAUUGCUUAGUAAAUCAUCACCAUCUGGAUCGAUUAAAGCAGCGUCUGUCAGCCCUCCUUCGGACCGCUCCGACACGAGAAGGUCAGACCGCAAUCAGCGCGAGACCCGCAAGAGAUCCAAGGUUGAGAAUAUUGUGCAAAGGUUGGCCCGAAGGGAAGGUCGCUGUUCAAACACGUCUGUGUCCUCAACUGAUAGUGCCCAAGCCGUUAGUCUACGAGAGCCUAUCGUACUGUUAGAGAGGACCGAACUGACGGCAAAACAACUAAGUGACACUGCGCCCCCUGUUACCGUUUCAAAAACGAACUUGAAGCAAAAAGCCGAGCAAGCAGAAAUCAAAAUCGCAUUAUCCCAGUCAAAGGAAGCUGAAAGCAGACUACAGAAAUGUCAUGCGAAUGACGAAAGUCGAAGUCCUGACAUACAACGGCUUCCUACACCACCCCGAUCAAAGAGGCCACGCCGAGAAAAUGGCGCUGCUACUACAGCCACCGAAAGCGGCGGAAGUGCUUCUGAAACCACUAUUGCAUUAAGUAGUUGUAUAGGUUGUUCCAAUGAAACUCAGACCUGUGAAGCUCGGAAUGAACCUGGCACUGCUCCACCUGCAAGGAGCACAUCACUUGAUGACUGCGUAUUGCGGUUGCUCGGUGCGUCCCCAAUAAAAGCGUUAGUUGAAACUAAGCCCCCUGAACCAACGUCGUUAAAAGCAGCUUUCGAUCCAGCAGACACACGUAACGAUAGCGGUAAAGGUAAUAAGCAGCAGGAGUCACAACGACCGCAACCCCAAUUAAACAUGGCGACUACCUUGCAAGCGACGUUAAGGCAGGUACGGCGUCAGCUUCCAAUGGAACAUACGACUGCGCCAGUUGACGCUCCAGAAACGGAAAGCCUGCUUUAUAAGCAAGUGAAGAACACGUCUUCUAAGGAGAGGCACGAGCAACCAACUAGCACCGCGGUCACGCCCAAAGAAUCGUUUUUUACAUCUUCUAUGUAUAGAUGUUCGGUGACGCCGGCAACGACGUCUGGCCGACGAGAUUCUGUUGAGGCUGCAGUUGCCGCCCUCAUUGGUGAGCCCUAUGAAGAAAUAACAGUCUACCAAUCUGCCAACGUGGCUUCCAGCAAAUUAAUGAAAAGUGGUGGGACCGCCCUUCGUAAUGAAGCCGCUGAAAAAGCAUCAACGCCAGCGUCAACAGUCGUUAGCCACCUCGCCUCGAAAAGUUCCCUCAAGAAAUACUCGUCCACAACUUCAUCCGCAUCGAACGCGGUUGCCGCUACGGCGUCUACCUCGUCCGCUACAACAGGCCGAGAGCGCUCUUCGCGUUGUCAGAGAGAUGACAACGCUAAAGUGCAGGCUUUAGAUUUCGUUAAGGGUAGUGCAAAAUCAGCAGUGACGACUACAGCUACCGUAUCGAACACUGUUUCGGCAGCGACUAGCGGUGGGAAUAGUUCCGGAAAUGGCACACGCAGCUCAAGAAGUCGAUCAUCGCGACACCACAAUAAAGCAGAUGUCUUAGCGGACAAAGUCAGCGUAGAGUACACCGACAAAAGCAUUACCGAACACUCUUACAAGACAGCUGUUAAUGAUAAUACCUCUGUUCCGGAUGAAUCUGUAUUGACCCAAGCAACGGUGUCGCCGUCAGCAAGUGCGAUGAAGGUACGUCGCAGCGAUAGUGAGCAACAUUUAGCGCAGUUGUUUACGCCGAUAUCUUCUACGGUACCGGCAUUAACUAAAACUAGCAUUAAACAGCAGUUUGAACUAAAUAAGUCAGAGCUAACCAUCGUAGGAAAAGAGGUUCAGAAGGCCGGUGAAAGCAAUAUCGAAAGCGGGCCGGAAUCCCUCCCUGCGACGAUACCAACGAGAGAACGUCGAGGUCGACGAAAAGCUGCAGCAAGUGUUCUGUUAGAAAGCGAUCCUCCACAAUUGGUUCAAUCGAUAAUGAAACUAGAGGAUACUGCUAGACCGAAAGUGGAAGCAGCAUUGGUCCAUACUACUGGCAGUUGUGACACAAUUGCAGAUGAGAAAUCAGCUGAUCGUGACAGGCAAGCUGCAGAUGCUGUUUCCAAGACUACGGCGCUUUAUAUCGAAACUGCACAGAAUGCGAUUAGCGACAAACGCGAGAAUAAUAAAGCAGUUGGAGUAGACGACGUGGUCGUCGUCCAGUUGCAGAGCAUCGCAGCAGACGAUGCACGGCCAAAACACGAGCCCAACAUGAGAGUAGUGCAAUCAUCCGCACCCCAAACAUCAAGAGAGCCAAAGGUUGAAGUUGAACAUUUAGUCAAGAUCGAUACAUCUGGCAAAGAGGACACUAAAAGAUUAGCUCAGUCGAUUGACCACGAUGGACCCAAAUCAGAGGACACUUUGUGUGACGACGUGGAAUCAGUCAAGCUAGCCGAAUCCUUACAGAGACAAAAUCUUAAAACUGUCACAAAUACGGAUGUCGCCUCGACAGGGGAUAUUGUAAACGAGAAAACGAUCCAGGAAGAUGUCAUCUCGAAAGCUACCGACAAAGUCGAAGCCAGUAAAUUAGUAGAGGAUCACGAAAAGCCAAACGAAACGUUCACUGAUGGGCAAGAGCAAGAAGAGGAGGUUUGCCUUAUCCUGGGCGAUCCUGAUGAUGCAGAGGACGACGAUAUUCCUCACGUUACUAUAAGCAAGCCCAAUCAGGACACGUCCGUGCAGCAAAAAAGCGAAAAUAAAGACAGCAUUGGAGAUGUGACUCCGGACAUUGCAUCCGCCAUCGAACGUGAAACAUCAGUCACAGGCAACGUUUCAGGCGCGGGUGAAUCUGACGACCUUUGGGAGGCGGUCUUCUGCGCGGAUCACGAUCAGAAUGCGGCCCUCGAAAGAUCUGUUUGGAGCGAAGCUGAAAGCAGCCACCGAUCAAGUGCAAUCAGCAAGUCACGACGAGAACAACCUUCCGAGACCAGGCCGGUAGGCCACGAGGAGCCUUUUGGUGCUUCUGAAAAUACAGUGAGACUUCCAGAGAAGUUUCAACCAAAUGUGGAAAGUGCUGUAGCAUCGAUUCUUGAUCUUCAAGACCCACUCGAUCUUGAGGGGAGACCUUCUUCGAGUUUGUCAUCGGUAGCGAAUGAAACGGACCGUCAGGAAACACUGGGCGGUUCUGACACGCAGGGGCCUUCGGCACCCGACGUGGAUAGCGCUGUUCAGGGUUUGCUGGAUGAGGCCCCGCAGUUCGAAGAGGUGGCGGACGCUGACGUCGAUGAACCUGUUGGCGUAGUAGACGAGCUGUGUAUCCACGAUGACGAGAAUGUCAACGAAGAAUUAGUGGAUGUAGCUCCUGGGGAAGCGUCAGCUCUCGCUACCGCGAACCCCGAGCGCUCUCAAGAAUUUAUAGAAACGCCGCUAGCUGCCUCAUCUCCUAUAUCGUUUGAUUCCCACCACGAUCACGACGAAACGCUACUAACUCCUGGGGACCCGGUUGUGUCAAGCCUAGUCACAGAAGACAGUAGCGCCAUUGUCACAGCUGCUGCUGCUACCAGGGAUAUUGGCUUAUUGCCGACUGCUACCGUGGUCAUAGACAGUAACGUCGCUUCUCAGAAUCAGCAGCAGCAGCCGCGUGUUGAGGAUGUCAAUUGUGCAGCGCAUGAAGCGGCCCGUCGACUCAGCGCUGAGAUUCGCAGCGUCACCGGAGAUGUCGUUGAGAGCGUUGCGACAACGAGUCGCUUGGUAGAGGAUGCUGCCGGUGCUAAUCGGCGUUCCGUGGAAGCCAAUGCAAAUCUUAGUUCAAACGUUGUCCUUUUAACCCCUGUUGAAAUGGCAAACAGCGGAAAGCCCACACGUUGGUCAAUUGUAGAUACCGCAGCACAGUCAUCGCUUCUUACCGGAAACGAUGAGCGCUCGCCGACACCUGCAUCGGCACGUAUAGGCAAUGUCGACGAUCUGAAGAGCAGCGUCAAUUUAUCUGAAGAAAGUAGCAGCUCAGAGAGCGAAAGUGACACUGACGAGAACGACGAUGAUGUUGAACGAGCGGGUAGACUAAAGGAGGAGACUCGUCCGAUGUCAGUAGUGAAAGCCCCCACAAGUGACAUCGAAUCUGAGCUUAAUCCUACUACCACAGCUCAGCCAACAGAACAACUCAAAAAUGAACCAAGGGUUUUGGAUAAGCCAGAAGCUUCCGGCGACAGUUUAGGGUCGGAUGGUAAGCAAAGCAGUGUCUCCGAAACAGCCCGGUGUCUCCGGCAGCCUGACGGCCAGUACGACGAAAGGGAAGCUGAGCAAGAUGACAGCUGCAGCGAUACAAGAUCUAAUGACGGGCCCGCUACAUUGGGUUACGGGUCCGAGAAAAAGAUUGAGAGUAACGUCGCUGGCACUAGCAGCGGUACGGUCUUCGCGUGUUCUAAUACUAACAUUAGUUUUGUAGCAGGCACAUCGGGGGAGUUGUUGGGAACUGAAAGCGAACAGACCAGUAAAAGCUCCAAGGAUCAGGCUGCUUCUCCAUACGAUGGGCAGUUACCCUCAAAGAAAACGUCUUUCUCAGAGCAAAAUGAUUUAUGCAAGCACACUGCUAUGCGAAUAGAGCCCGAGGCCUCCCCUGCGAUAAGACGCCCCGACGACGGCACACCAAUUGUGCGUGAUGUUAAUAAAAACCAGAGUGAGUCAUCGGUAGGUCGGGAAGGAAAUGUUGAUAAUAAAGAUCUUUAUGUAGCCACAUCGGAAACCUCCGACCAAGAAGACCUUGCUGCAUUAGAUUCAACUGAUAGCCAACGCAACCUCGAAGCGCAUCCAUUUAAAAUAGCCUUCGAUCAAGAACGGCAAGGUGGCGAGCGACCUGAUUCCGGUUCAACAGAAAGUAGACAGAACACAUCACCGUUUAAGGUCCAAGACGACUUAGCUGUGUCAUCCCAGCCUAAUGAUACUGGUAAUCUACCUGAAAAAGCAGGUCCUUCGCAGAGUGAAGAAACGCGCGAAGCUGCUUGCUAUUCUGAAGACAACCAAAGUGAAGUGAAUAAAGAUAUGGCUAAUGCUCCUACUGAUAAAGCAACACCUUCCGAAUGUACAACUAGUGGAAUACGGGGUUCGACGACAAGUUCUUCGUUAUCGGAGCAAUCACCAUCACAAGAUUCGCCGUCAGGCCAACAGAUUCUCUCCGUCGAAGUCAGUAAGCCAAACUUUUUGGUUAGUUACGAUCUUGACAGUGACAAUGAGAGUGAUGAAGAGCAUCAUGCUGCUGGUCCUUCAGAAGCUACUGCAAAAGACGUUUCGGUAACGAAUCCGCCGACUAAACUGCAAUCCGCCUCUAAUGUAGAACAACAAAGCGUCGAAGAUUCCGCCGCAGGUAGCUCUGAUGAUCCUGUCAUUGCAACAGCUGCAAAUCGUAUAUCUAAUAAUCUUCCUCGUCAUUGUGGAGCCGAUGUCUCGUCUUCACUACGGGCUCCAUUCACUAGCGGUUCCAGCAGUGCCCUCGACGGGUGCACUGAAUCAACCGCGGCAAGAUAUGUUGACGAACGAGCAUUGCCGGCCGCCAAUAAAAAGUCAGAAGUAACAUCAAGCAGUGAUCAACCUACACAGGACAUAGGAGUCACGAGCCGUGUUAGUCCGAGGAUCGGAGCGUCAUGUCAACCUUCAGCAGAGGUAGCUGUGGAGGAAAAGUCGGAACCGGUGAAACCUGUGGUGAACCAGGACGUCGAGUUUAGCAAUAGGCAACAGGGGCAUCAGGCAGAUGCGUCUAGCUCAGAUGACAAACCGGCACUGCAUGACAGACUGAAUGAAUCUUGUCAUGAGGAAGUAAACCCGGAGGCAUUCCAAGAUAUAGAUCAGAUGACCCAGCAUCACCAUGCGGCUUCAUCGAGCUCUGACACUACCCCAGACAAGGAUCCAGAUAAUAACGCUUCGUCUACUUUGGUAGCCAGGACCGAGCAGACGUCUCCUAACUCCGAUAGAGAUCAGCCACAACUAUGUUGUGUCCUUACUGGAGAUGAAGCAUGUUCUAGUUCUGACAAACGUAUGCAGCCGUCAUCAAAUCUUAUUCAGGAAGAAGCUAGUGAUGAUUUAGUGGAAGAGGCUAGCUCAUCUGGGGAUGCAUCUCAUACUGAGGGUCAGCGAGAAGCCACGGACGUGCAAUCAUCAACGGAAGCUUGUACGGAGCAACAACCUGUUUGCAGAGCUACAUCUAGUGAUGAUAUUGCUGAUGAAAAUGCUGCAGCGGAAAGUUCAGUUCAAGGAAGCGGAACCCCCAUUUCCUCAGCUGCGUCGACUCCCGGGGCUUAUGUCGGCUCAUCUUCGCCACCACCUGCUAGCAUGGCUAGCCUUCAACAAGGAAACCAAGCAAAUUCUGGACAGCUACACAUUGACGCAUCAACUAUUGAAACGACAGGUGGAGCGUCUUCGAGCUCUGAUCAGAGAACGACAAGUGGAGUCAUUGGUGAAAGCGCUGGCUGUAGCCUGCUGUCGUCGCCAUCAUCAAAUGGCAGUGAACAAGCUAGUAAGGAUGAAACAAAUUCGCGCGAGGCCCGCGCCAUCGCUGAGGACAUCAGUCCUGGAUCCGAGGCAUCUGCUACUUUGGAUGCAGGUGGCUCCUUACGACGAUUCGAAUCAGGACAACAAAAUCAGGAAACGCUGAGACAAGAAGAAGCUCAGUCAGGUAUUGCCGAAAAGGACGAAGCAGAAAGCAAUCGAGAUUUUAACGUAGAUGCCUCGAUCAUUGUCGCGCCGAGGCGCGGGGACCGACCAGAUGCCUUGGAUACAACGAAAAGCAUCAGCAGCAGCGAAGAACGAACAACUGUCUCCGGCAAGUCGGCCUGCCAGAACACCUUACUGCCGUCGGCUACUCCAUCCGAUGUUACUCCAUCCGACGCAGGUCACAGCCAGAGUGUCGCGGAUAUCGCAGCUGCGAUUCGGCAGUCCGAGGAAUCUGGCAGAGGGCGAUGUCAAAGCACCAGUGAACAAAGACCGAUGCCGCGAACAUCAUCGUCGCCUGAUCAUGGCGGUGACAACAACGACGAUAGCGGGGGCAUCGGCUCACACAAUGCUUCCUCUGAGGGAUCGCUCCCAUGUAGUAGUAGUAACAGUACCGGCAGGCCUGUUAAUGAAAUAGAGGCAUCUAUGGUAAUAGAUGACGACCGCGAUAUUUCUAGCAGCAAUAACGCUAACAGCAAAUAUAUCUCAACGGAGAAGGAAAAUAGCGGUAUUGCCUCAGUGGGAAGUGAAGCAGAAAAUGUUUCGGGAAGCAUAACCGGGCCCGAGGAAGCUAAAGCUAGCGGCAGUAAGCGCGAUUCAAGGGGUGAGUUUGAAGAUGAUGAUCGGGACGAAGCUGAAUUUAGCCGAAAUUACAACAAAUCGGAUAUUUCCAGUUCUCAAGGAAUUUCAUCUGGCGUCGCCUCAGUAGAUGUCAACUUCGCUAUUGACGCUAUUUCAAAGAUAUCAGCGGCAACGCUAGGUGAAAAUUGUAGUAGUAGUAGUAGUAGUAGCAGCAGCAGCAGCAGCAGCAGCAGCUCGGGCAUAGUUAAUGACCACAAUCAAGAUUUAGCGAGUGAGGAUAGGGAAGCCAUGGAGCAGGUAGAUCAGUCUACCGCUUGUCAAGAUCGAGGUGACGAAGCUACUGGUAGCGAAGCUGAACAAUUGACCAGUUCAUCGGUCCCAAACGCAGCCUGCAGCACAAGUGGCUCGACCAUUUUUAUUACUCGUAAAAAACUACGAACAGGAAAAAUUCAGGAUGCCGGUAUCGCCUGUACGAAAUCACCGGUAAAUAAGGAUAAAUCCAAGGACUUCCAGGCUUCUCAUGAGAUGAAUAGCACUUCUGAACGGGACAUAAGUUACUUCGAUGACGAUCUAGAGCGUAGAACGGAUGAAGUGGGCGAGGUCAUUGAAGAUGUUGACAAGAAGAAAAUAAGCCAGACCAAUAGUUCUCCCGCCCGAUCGGAAGCGUCGUUAGAGCUUUUAGAUGGAAACGUCCGAGGAAGUAGGUCGCCGACUGCUUACGCUAGCCGAGCUGAAGUGGCAAACGACCUACGAGGUCUGGUUCCACACGAGUCUAGACGCUCAGAAAUUUUAGCGAUGAGCUCUACGCACGCAGGCUAUUUGCAAGAAUCUUUUCGUUGUAGUAAUUCCUCCGCCGGUAGUACAGCUGACUGUAAAGCAGCUGCUUCCCACACUUACAAAGCUAGCAAAGGUCCCUCGCCUUGGAAUGCCGACGAUUCGGUCUAUCCCAAACAAAUCACAGCGGAGUCAGGCAACCCCGCCGAUCAAGCCAACGACGCUGAAGAUGAACGUCCGAUGGAGGAACUAAUUUCCGCAGCUCAAGAAACGAACAUGGGAGAAGCUUCUUCGCUAACUUUCAAAAAUCUCGGUAGCUCCAGUGUACACACAAAUGAUCCAGAAACGUCUACUCAAGUCAACAAGUCUUCAGACAGUCCCGUUAGGGACCGGAAUUCUUUAGGUAGACCGGCUCAGCAUGACGCGUUCUCAAAAACGUGUACACAAGGCAACACCGAUCCGAAAGCUCCUGUCGAAGAUGAGGAACUUUCGGCGAAGUUUGCUCAUGACACGAGGCCAUCGGGGACUUCGGCUCAAGAUGACGAAUCUGUGUGUGUUUCCGACGAGAUAUCUAUAGAGACCUCGAUGGGGGCUGAAGGGUCACUGGAGACGCCUUCUGUUUAUGAGACACUUUAAGGUAUUUAAUGUUUAAAGGUAAUACCGAGAAUCAUGGGGAACUGGCUAUUGCGGGCAACAGCAAGUCGCACGCCUCUGGUCGCGGCGACGUCCGUUUCCGUUUGGAGUUUUUCGGCAAUGAACUCAAAGAGUUGGAAAUGAGCGCGGAGCAUUUCGCUGCGUCUGUAAAAACCACCAAUGACAACGUCGAGGAUUCAGUUAAUCCCGAGUCCAGUACUCAAGACAUGAAUAUAAAUGCGCAGGGUACAACAAUAGAGUUAGAGUAGUCUGCUAAAGGUGACAAUGAAGAAAACACCGUAGAAACCUUGGCGUCAAGAAUCAAGGAGGAAGCUCCUGCUUUCAAGAGUCCAUAUCCUUCAGAAAAGUCAGCUAGCCCGGUGCAAAUAUCAGAGGCAAAAUAAGCGAUCGAACUUUACAAGCACCAGUUAAAGCGCGGACUUAACUCUUACUGACAAUACACACGGAGUGAAGAACGGUUUUGCUUUUGUUGCAUAAGAACGUUGUUCAGGAGUCCAUGACAGUUGCGCGAAAACUGAAUGCCAGAAGAAUACGCAGUUCUGUGAAGAGGAGCUGUUAUUAAUAUAUAGGUACAGAAUGAUGCAAAUGGACAGUGACUUCCGUUUUUUUUAAGGGCGCCACUGAAAGAGUUUUACACGUAUAUCUUAUUCACGUUGCCGGUAACUUCUCUGAGCGCAACAUAAUGUCCAGUAUCCCAUUUUCCCUUUCACGUCCCAAUGGAUAGAGAGAUCUCGAAAAUAUUAGGGUAAUUAUACCCACAUGUUGCUGGCGUCGGACCUUUCUUCACCCUUGUUGUACUAUUACUAUUGUAUGUAUCUUUGAUGAUGUUUCUAUUCUGCUUGAAAAGACAAGGUAGUAAGCCUAAUACAUAGAGAAACUAUAUAUAUAGAAACAUACACCACUCACACUGCCGACAGACUGCGUCGGUUAGUACAACAAUAACAGAUUAUACAAUAAUGGUAGUUCAUACACACAUCUAAUGAACAAUAUGGCUCUAUGUAGAAUACGUAAUGCUAGCAGUGAAGUGCGAGAAAGUAACCUUUAGCCUCGAGCUAUCUUGGCUCUCCAGCUAGCCCACCACUGUUACUUGUCUGUACUUGUAUUUUAUGUAUUUAGAGAAUUUUGAUUUUCACAAGAGUCAUUUGGGGGUUUGGGACAGCGCAUCUAUCUUAGUCGCGGCAAUUUCGAUCAAGUAACUUAGUCAAUUAAUCCCUUAGGAAGAGUUUUCGUUUAUACAUGUUAAUUACAAAAAUAUCUUGUUUUCGCGCUGGACACAUCCGCCCCUGAGAUUCGUGCCCUCAAUGGUGUUGACUUUAAGAUCGAAAACUUUGGUCGAGUCGAUCUAACACAAAGCUGAAUUGUCAGAUCGGUCAUGUAGCAUUAUGUAGCGGUAUUAUUAUUAUGGUUUGGCAGCUCAGCAGUUAUAUUAGAAAGACGAAACGCAGUACCCCCAUUAUAGAGCUUACCUGAUAUCAUCAUUGUGCACAAUUCGAUACUCAGUUGAAACAAACUGCUUUUCAUUCCUUUACGAUGCCCAACUGCCUGACGUAUGUAGUACAUCAGCGUAUAUCCCAGGUGGUGCACACUAUGCGGACCAAUAACCCCCUAUUGAAAGCAUACCCUUAUUACAUGAAUAGAACUUUUUAUUGUACACAUGCGACCCGCUGAAUCAAUUUGUACGUGACUUAGUUAUUUCUUUUGAUUGAACCCUUGUGAGACGAACGUCUGCUUUGUGCAUACGUUUACCCUUAGCUGUCGUUGCAAGAACUAAAGUACCACGGUGUGUAAAGGCCUACAGCUGAGUUGCCUGGUAAUAUUGUCGAAUAAUGACCCUCUUUGAGUCGAAGUGAAUACGUUGCUAACUCUAAAAAUACCCAUAUGCACGCUAUAUACUAAGACGGCUAGACUACUCCUGUAUACUUGUACAUAAACAAUGAAGAUGGAGGGGUGCAAAAAAAUUUUGUUAAAUCGACUCCGUGCAUCGUUAUAAUAACUGCAGAGUGCCAAUGCGUGCAAGAAGCAGUAGCUGGCGAAGUUGGUAAUAUCCUGUGCACCAGUUCUACCGAUCCAUAUUCUUUUACUGCUAGACUGUAUGCAAAUUGACCUAUGUAAAAACUCUAGCACUAUGACAGCGUUUUCGGCAGACAAUAACCAAACAAAUUUGGCAAAUCCUCAUAAUCAUCCACGCUCUGUGACUCCAGAGUAGAGCUGUACAUACAAAGUCUACAAAUUUCUCAUUAUAUAUACACAUACGGUAGUCUAUAUAUACAUAUAUACACAUAUAUAUAUAUAUGUAUGUAUG
Messenger RNA from Varroa destructor (honeybee mite), 15988 nucleotides. RefSeq lists its product as uncharacterized. The record is from RefSeq and is a predicted model, not a curated record. Lineage: Eukaryota; Metazoa; Arthropoda; Arachnida; Mesostigmata; Varroidae.